UCAUGGUUUAUGAUCGUUGCCUAGGAGUUAGAUAAGAUUGGUCUGUUCAAAGGGUUUGAAGUUAGGUGAUUUUAAUCCGUAAAAGUAAUUUUAGCCUGAUAAAUUACCACGUGUGAACUUAACCAAAAUUAGGAUUCACCUAGAUAUUAUGAAAUUAUAAAUUCUGAUUGUAGAAAAAGACCCAUUUUCUUGGCUUUAUUUUAUAAUUUAGUAUGAGCGUUUCUAAAGCAUCGUCGUCAUCACAAAAUGACAUCGAAGACCCUGUUGAGCUCAUGUUAAAGAGAACAGGUUGUAUUGAGUUGCAUUACCUGGUUCAGGAAUGCAUAGCUGAGACGCAAGACUGGAGGAAGUGUCAAGAGCAGGUGCAAAGUUUUAGAACAUGUAUGGCAGAUUAUCAAAGAAAAAAGCAGGAGGAAUAUAAAUAAAUUGAAUUCAAAUCAAUAAUCUUGGAUAUGGGGUCGAUAAUAAAACACAUAAAAUCAAUCUUUGCCGAUAGCUUGCAUAAAGAUGGGUAUAAAAUGGUUAUUGUCGUUAGGACUGACAUUCCUAUGGGCAAAGGUAAAAUAGCUGCUCAAUGUGCCCAUGCAGCACUAGAGUGUUAUCGUCAAGCAUCGACAGAUAAGAAACACGAAGACUUACUUUACUCCUGGUUGAGAUUCGGUCAACCAAAAAUAAUUCUCAAAAUACCAAGUGAAAAGGAAUUGUUAACUCUAGCACAUAAUGCCCAGGUAGCAGGUUUAGUUACUGCUGUGAUAAAGGAUGCAGGUAGAACACAAUUAGAGCCAGGCACAAUUUCAGCAAUUGGAAUUGGACCAGCUCCCAGGGUUUUAGUUGAACGUUUAACGUCUAACUUGAAGUUACUGUAAAUUAUAAAAAGAGGACAAGCAAAGAAAGUGUCUAGUUCCGUUUCAUGUUUUGUGAUUAAUGUACCACGUGUGUCGAAUAACAUUUGUUGAAAUGAAAAAAAAUGAAAUAUACAUUUUAUUCUAUAGUCGA
Cephus cinctus (wheat stem sawfly) is the source of this 996-nucleotide messenger RNA. Its product is annotated as cytochrome c oxidase assembly factor 4 homolog, mitochondrial. NCBI's taxonomy places the organism in Eukaryota, Metazoa, Arthropoda, Insecta, Hymenoptera, Cephidae. Gene Ontology annotation, biological process: mitochondrial respiratory chain complex IV assembly. The transcript has 2 exons. Bases 453 to 866 code for a protein of 137 amino acids. The record is from RefSeq and is a predicted model, not a curated record. Gene Ontology annotation, cellular component: mitochondrion; mitochondrial intermembrane space; cytosol. Gene Ontology annotation, molecular function: peptidyl-tRNA hydrolase activity.